Sesamum indicum (sesame) is the source of this 6110-nucleotide messenger RNA. RefSeq names its product putative E3 ubiquitin-protein ligase LIN. Gene Ontology annotation, molecular function: ubiquitin-protein transferase activity; protein binding. The record is from RefSeq and is a predicted model, not a curated record. NCBI's taxonomy places the organism in Eukaryota, Viridiplantae, Streptophyta, Magnoliopsida, Lamiales, Pedaliaceae. Gene Ontology annotation, biological process: protein ubiquitination.
UUUAAGAUGACUGAUUGAUGAAUGUUAGUACAUUUUGUCCUUAUUGAGGGAAUAAAUUAAUUUUGUUGUUGAUGAUAUUUGUUGUUUGUUUGUGGGUAUAUUACGGAUCGAGCGAUUUGGAGCAGCUGCUUUUACUUGUUCAACGGCUUCGCUCUUUGGAAUUCUCAGCUUGUUCGUGUGAUAGCUUUCUGCUUUCUGUAGUACAAGUAUUGCUCUCUUUCUCUACCACUCUUUUUCACACACAACACACAGUUGGUCGGGUAACCAGUGGUGUGGGAGGAAGUCUAGGAAUGGAUUUUUGAACUGUGUUUCAGAUUCUGUACAGAAGAAAAAUGGCUGGUAACUAUCGGUUUGAAAUGGAACAAAAUGAUAUUGUCAGAUCACUAAUCACUACCGUUGAUAGUUUCAUUCAAGAUAGGCUGAUAGAUAAAGAACAAAGGACCCAACACAAAGAACAAUGUGCUGAGAGAUUAGCAGCCGGGAACGGGAGCCCUGACAAAGAAACGGAAGUUGGGUACUCUGAUCAAGCUGUUUUAGCCAAUCUUGAUUGGGGUAUCGAUGCCCUUGAAGAGGCACUGAACACGUCCAAUUUGGAAACUAAGAUGGCUCGGCUAGACUAUGCAGAGAAGAUGCUGCAAGUUUGUGCUAUGUUGAAUUCUGGCCGGAAAACAGCUGGAGUCCCUAACUUUUACCUCUCGGCUUGGGCGCAUUUGAAUCUCUCGUACCUGUGGAAGUUGAGGAAUAGCACUCACAAUUCAGUACUUCACAUCUUGGAGAUGUUCACUGUGGACCCAUUUUUCUCGCGUGUGGAUUUUGCUCCUGAGCUUUGGAAAUCAUUGUUCCUUCCCCAUAUGAGCUCCAUCGUCGGGUGGUAUUCAGAGGAACGGAGAAGGAUACUGAUGGAUGUGAUCCCUGAUACCUCUGACUUGUCCUUCACUGUGGAUUUUGAUCAAUAUUUUAAUGAAUCUUUAAUUUUGUCCGUGCGGCCGGAGCAAGCAGAGAGAAUUCAAGAACUGGAACAGGCUUAUGGUCAAUCUUUGGAUGAGAAUACAAGGCUCUAUGCAAAGUAUUACAAAGAUUGCAUGAACUAUGAUUCUGCCACCAGCAGGAAGGCAAUUCCCAUGUUGCCAAUCGCUGAGCCACCCAUGACGCCUCUGCACGAGGUUAGCAGCCGCUCGAUUCCUGAUUAUGUAAAAUUUGGUCCUAUUUUGCCCAAGAGUGCUGGCUUUUCCCCUGUCCUGAAACACAAAGAAAACACAAGAAAUGCUUCCAGCUCGAAGACAACGUUUAUCUCAGAGAAUCUUGAAAAUUCUGCUGGCUGGGAUGCUUCGGAGGAAAUGCCUGAGGCAUGUGAAGAUUCUGGUGGGAAUCCAGAUGACCAUAUGGAAGCUAAAGAAUCACCUGAAACUGUAUCGAAUAAUUUUCGAGCAGAAAAAGAUGAUGACACUAGGUCAGUGGUAUCUAGCAGAAGCAUCAGUCGGAACAAGGACGAGGAGACCACACCUAGCACACAAAGCAUAAAGGUUACAACUUGUAAACAAUCUCCUCGGAGUAGCUCUCCUUUGGAUUCUCCAGGAGCAGCCACAAAUUCCCGAAAGAUGCAAAAGUCUAUGCUACGCCUUCUGUCAGCCCGUCCCAUGGAUUCCUCUAUUUCCAAUUCUCUGCCUGUUUCUCCACUUUCAUCUUUUGAUAAUUCAAGCUUUAGCUCAGCAGACUCAGACGGAGAAAUGGCAGGACAGUUGAAAACCGGGAGGAGAAGUGUUGGAAACAGACAAAGAGUUCAACAAGAAUCAAAGAGCUCUCCUCAAGAUGAUGAUUGGACCCUGAAUUAUGUAUCUUCUCCGACAUCUGAGGUUUUGAAAUCCCAGUCCAGGCCACCGAAAGAUUUUGUCUGCCCUAUUACUGGCCAAAUCUUCAAUGAUCCUGUCACUCUUGAAACGGGACAAACAUAUGAAAGAAAAGCCAUUCAAGAAUGGAUGAACAGAGGAAAUACAACAUGCCCUAUCACACGACAACCUCUAUCUGCAGCUUCACUUCCCAAAACAAAUUAUGUUCUGAAGAGGCUAAUUACCUCUUGGAAAGAGCAACAUCCUGACCUUGCUCAGGAAUUUUCAUGCACAGAAACUCCACGAAACUGUCUAAGCAACACUUCCCUGAAUGACACGCGGUCAGAGUCCUUACUAUCUCAAAGAAGCAUUAGCAAUGAUGUUGAGCACAAACCUCAAAGAUUCACUCGAGCUGCAUUGUCAACAUCACCAACCAGUGUAAUAUCUCAAGCUUCCAUUCAAACAGUGAUCAAUGCAUUGAAACCUUAUAUUCUCUGUCUUUGUAAUUCUGAAGACUUGAAAGAAUGCGAAGCAGCAGUUUUGACAAUAGCCAAGAUUUGGGAGGACUCCAAUGUUGACUCAGGAAUUCAUUCCUAUUUAUCUUCACCGACUAUCAUAAAUGGAUUUAUGGAAAUAUUGCCGGCAUCUUUGAACAAGGAUGUUCUCAGGACAACAGUAUACAUUCUGUCAAGGCUGAUAUAUGCAGAUGAUCGUGUCGGUGAUCUUCUGACAAGUAUAGACUCUGAUUUCUAUUGCUUGGUUGAUUUACUGAAAAAGGGACUUGCUGAUGCUGCUGUUCUUCUGUACCUACUCAGACCAUCAUUUUCUCAUCUUUCUUCUCACAACUUAAUAACCACUCUUCUGCACAUAAUUUCUAACAAAAGUGAAGAUAGUGCUGAUUUUCAAUAUGUUAUAGCACCUAAAGACGCUGCUAUAGCAUUGCUUGAAGAAAUUGUUGCAGGUGGAGACAAGACAGACAGAUCAUAUAAUGCAAGGACCAUUAUAACAGAGAAUGGAAUUCCUGCUUUGCUGAAUUGUCUCAAUAGGGUAGAUGGAAGACAGUCCAUUAUGUCAAUUCUUCUAUGCUGCAUCAGAAUUGAUAUAGCAUGCAAGGAUAUAAUAGCAAACAGAAUUGAGUUAUCUCCUGUUCUUGAAUUAUUUCAUGGUGGAAAUGAUAGUGUGAGAGGAGUAUGUGUAGAGUUUCUCUGUGAAUUGGUUCAGCUGAGCAGGAGAACGUUGAGCAACCAGAUUUUGCAGAUAAUUAAAGAAGAAGGAACAUUCAGUACCAUGCACACCCUUUUGGUUUAUCUCCAAAUGUCCCCAAUGGAGCAGAAACCUGCUGUUGCUUUCCUUCUUCUUCAGCUUGAUCUGUUGACUGCUCCCCGCAAGAUGAGCAUCUAUAGGGAAGAAGCCAUGGAAGCAUUGUUAGAAGCACUUCAGAGAAAGGACUUCCCUUCUUCUCAAAUUAUGGCUCUUCGCAUGCUAUCAUCUCUUUCAGGACAUCAAGGAGCUUCAAGGAAACCAUACAUGGAAUCUUGGUUACUAAAGAUAGCAGGAUUUGACCAACCUUACAAUGCUAUGAUGAGAGGGGAGGAAACCAAAACCAGUGACACUAAAUUUGCUGCAAUGAAAGAGGAGGAGAAAGCAACAAGGACCUGGGAGAAGAGAAUGGCGUUUGUACUUACAAACUAUGAGAGAGGCAUGGUAUUUAGAGCUUUGGAGGAAUGCUUUAAAAGCAAUUCAAUAGAUAUAGCAAAGUCUUGUAUUGUUGUGGCUACAUGGCUUGUGUAUAUGCUUUAUAGUUUUCCUGAUUGUGGCAUAAGAGAUGUUGCUUGCAAAUCUCUGCUUGACAAGUUCAUAAAUGUGCUGCAAUCAUCAAAGAACCUUGAGGAGAAGAUAUUAGCUGCACUUGCUCUGAGAGGAUUUAUCAGUGAACCAGGCGGGCUGCAAGAGAUGGGUUUAUAUGCCAAAAGUAUAUGGAAAACCUUGAGGAGGCUUAAGAAGAAUUGCACGGUGGUCCAUGAUAUAAUGAAGGCACUGAUGAACUUACCCUCUAUUGAUGCUGCAGAUUUGUGGUCCUGUGUUGAAGGUCCUGAGUUAGAUGUGUCCAUGAAUGGAGAAAUACUGUCGACGAUACACAUAAGAAAUCGGUUGAUAAGCAGCCAUUCUGAUGGAACUAUAAAGGUAUGGGACACUGGAAAGAGCACUCCUCGAUUAAUUCAAGAAGCUCGUGAACAUUCAAAGGCUGUAACAUGCCUGUAUGUUCCUCCGUCCUGUGACAAGCUAUAUAGUGGAUCUUUGGAUAAAACCAUACGAGUUUGGUCAAUCAAACAGGAGGAAAUACAUUGCAUUCAGGUACACGAUGUAAAAGAGGCAGUACUGGCACUGGUAGCUAACGCCAGUUUCGCCUGCUUCUCAUCUCAAGGAAAUGGAGUUAAGGUUUUUAAUUGGUCAGGGGUUCCAAAGAGCAUUAACUUCAACAAACAAGUCAAGUGCCUGGCGAUGGACGGGGAAAAACUCUACUGUGGUUGUUCUGGUUACUCUAUCCAGGAGGUGGAUUUAAGAGCACAUACAUCAUCCAUAUUCUACUCUGGUGCCAAAAAGCUACUUGGCAAACAAACAAUUUACACAGUAGAAAUCCACAAUGGUCUUCUAUAUGCCUGCGGGUCAUCGGUGGAUGGUAUAGCAGGAAAGGUCUUCAAACUAUCCAGCAAAGCAGUCAUAGGAUCUUUGCCAACCGGACUCGACAUCCAACAGACCACUGUAAACAAUGACUUCAUAUUUACAGCCACAAAAUGUGGAAUCAUUGAAGUAUGGCUCAAGGACCGAUUGACGAAGAUUGCUUACGUUAAAACAGGAAGCGGGAACACAAGAAUUACGACCAUUGCUUCUGAUGCUCAUGGACAGAAGCUCUUUGCUGGGACCUCUGAUGGCAGGCUCCAGGUGUGGAGUUUGGACUAAAGUUGAUUAAUCCAAAGACGAUUGCAUGCAUACACCAACAGUGAUGUCCUUUAAAUAACCUACAGAGAGUUCUUUUGUAUUAUAAACUAAGAGCCACAUUUACCAAAUCAAGAUUUGGUUCCAUAACUGAUGAAUCAAAUGGCAUCAUGUUAUAGUUUUUACAGAAUGAGAAUUCUUCUGUGCUUCAAUGGCAUAAUUGCACUUUUGAUCAGUAAGGACAAAGGGGUGUUGCCUUUUUUGUCUCACAUUUUACAUAAUUAAGAUUUUGAUCCCAUAAAAUUAAAAAAUAUUGCAUAUGUAGUCCCACAGAAUUAAUGCCUGGAACCAUGUAACAUUUUUUAAUUCUGUGAUACAAAAAAUGUUAACGUUCUAUGGAAUUAAAAAUAUAAUUUUGUAGGUUUCAACUGAUGUUUUCCUCCCGGAUGUUCAGGUAAGUUUUUGUAAGAAACUUUACCUGAAUUCAUCUGAGGAAGUGAAUUAGUGUAGGGUGCUGCAUUCAUCCCAAAGGCAUUGUAGCAAUUGCCGGAGGGAUAAACUCCAGACCCAUAAAAAACACUUACAGAGCUUGCUCAGGAUUUUCAACAAUUUCAUUCUCUGAAUAUUUUUUAGGCAAACUUUGUGAUAGAGUAAGAACAUCUGUUGGCAAAUUUGGUGAAUUUCACGUAGCACUCAGAAUGAAAAGGACUUGCGGUAUUUAAUAGAAGAUAUCAAGGACCAGACCAACUAGCUUGAUCUCAUCGGUUUUAAUUCCUCAUAGUGCCAAUCUGUUCUAUUCAAAAUUGAGUCAUUACAAUGGAAUUUAAAAUUUAUUAUAAUGAGUAGAAAACUAAUUGAAAAUGAAAACUUAUAAAGUUAAAAUCCAUUGUAAUGUUAAAUAAUUCAAAUAAAUUCAAUAACUUGUUAUUAUAACUUUUAUAUCCUUAAAUCCAAAUUCAUCUAUUCACACGAAAAGAUUGAAACUGAUAAUUGAAUGAAACUCUAGAAAAAUUUCUAAUUCCCAAAAAAAAUAAAUCUGGAAAGAAAAAGGAAGCAUUCAGAAUGAGUAGGAGGUAAAUAUUCCUUCAUGAAUUUAUCGGAAUAUUGUAAAUUCAUCCUCAUUAUGCUACCGCAUCAAAAUAAAUAUAAAGAUUAAGCAAACAAAUUCACAUACACAUAAAGCAAUAAUUUGUAAAUAGAAUUUAAAAACCACAAAAAAAAAACUCGAGGGAGGAAGAUGGAAGUUCAUCAGAAGAUAGGAUUAAUACAUCAAAGCGGCACAGAUGCGUGCCUCAGACGACCGUCGUGAGAUAUUCUAAUCCAAAUUCAUCCUUUGACUCCAAAUAA